AUGGAGGCCACAUCUUCACAUCUUGGCCCGUCCCACCCAGUCGAUUUUAUCAUAAAUUUCGUACUGCAAACAUCAACUGGUACAGAUAUACCGCUAUACAGCAAGACUUUGGAAGUUGAAAAGAAAGACCCAGGUAUACCCGAUUUGGAUUACCUUUUUCCAGAUAAAUAUCCAGAAAUCAAGCGUUACGAGGGUGACAGAUCAGACGUGUUUGAUUCUGAGAAAGAGGACUACUGGCUCUUUUACGUUCACUUCCAUUAUGCAGAACUUGAGAUCGCCAUUGGAGGGGACGAACCUAUCUAUUUUGUCACCCAGGAUCCAUACAAAAAGGUCGGAAUCAAGGACUUUGAGCAUGCCCCUGCCAAGAACAAAGGACAAUCGCCAUGGCCGAAGCGCUACAUGUGGGGUGCGGAGGGGACGACCUAUGUUCGUAUCAGCCGCAAAAUGUUUUUGGGUGAUCACCAUCCCGCAUGGUUCGACUAUGUUUCGGGAGUGAUUCUCAAAGACGAAGUCACCAAUAAAGGGUGGGAAUUACUCUUGGAGGUGUUUGGCAGUACCGUACAGAUCCUCAAAGGUGUUCUCAGUGUCAGUGUCGCAGACGUCGUUCAAGUAGCGAUCAGUUUGGGCGACGCUUUCAACGAGGAGAAAAUGCAUCAAGAGGCCAAUUUUAAAGGCUUUCUCACUGUUAUCGGCGAUGAGAUAGAUCUUGGGAACAAGGCACGCAAGGAUGGAAAGAAAAAGAAGGCGGAAGAACCCAAUGUAACAAACAUUCUCAUCUUGGUGCAGCACAUCGAGGCUGGCAUGUAUUCACGUCGGGAUCUCGGUAGCAGGCCCAGAGAGAUUGAGUAG
Molecule: messenger RNA, 849 nt
Organism: Fusarium venenatum
Lineage: Eukaryota; Fungi; Ascomycota; Sordariomycetes; Hypocreales; Nectriaceae
Source: RefSeq, a predicted model, not a curated record